Emiliania huxleyi CCMP1516 is the source of this 1114-nucleotide messenger RNA. RefSeq lists its product as hypothetical. The annotation marks the transcript as partial. The record is from RefSeq and is a predicted model, not a curated record. The transcript has 8 exons. Gene Ontology annotation, molecular function: protein binding; RNA binding; ATP binding. Lineage: Eukaryota; Haptophyta; Isochrysidales; Noelaerhabdaceae.
UCAUGUGGAGGCCUCUGAUUGUCGCGCUGUGCUCGGCGACCGGCGCCCUCAGGGUCGGUCCCCGCAGCCUCGCGCACGGUGCCGUCCGUCGCGCGGCGGCGGCCGUUUCUGUCGCCACGGACACUGGCUUCGGCAGCGCCCCCAUGCCAGACGACCUCAAUCUGCUGGAGACGCUGCUGUACGAUGCAGUGCAGCGCGAGGACUACGCGGCGGCGGCAGAGUUGCGAGACCGCAUCGGCUGGCUCAGCGGGGCGCGCGGCGGCGACACCGACUGGCGGGAGCUCGGUCUGCCGGAGUGGCUGAGCGACUGGCUCGGACGGCUCGGGUACAGCUGGGGCACGCGGGUGCAGGUGCAGGCGCUGCGCGGGCUGACGGAGAUCUCGGGCGGGCAGACGCGCCACCGCGACGCCGCCAUCGUCGCUCCGACUGGUAGCGGCAAGACACUCGCCUACCUGCUGCCGCUGCUGCGCCGCUUCUCCGAGGACCUGCUGCAGGAGGACCUGUCGCGCCACCUCGCCACGGCGAUCGACGGAGGGCGCACCGACCGCACGGCGACGCCCGACGCGAUGCCGCGCCCCGUGGCGAUGAUCGUUGUCCCGUCGCGCGAGCUCGGCGUGCAGGUGUCGCUGCUCGCGUACCGGCUGCUUGGCGGCUCGGCGGGCAACCCGACCCUGCAGCCCUUCUCGCACCCGAGCCGCUACCAGCCGGGCAACGCUGCGAACAUGUUCACCUACUCCGGCCCGCGCCGAGUCAAGGCCAGCCGCUGGUCGACACGGAAGGUGGCCGGCUUGUGGGACGAGCAGAUGCUCUACGCGGCGGCGCACCAAGACUUGCUCAAGGACGUGCACUUGCUCGUCGGCACGCCGGAGCACCUCGCUCGCGUCGCAACGUCCGGCAACCUGCGGCUGCACCAGCUGCAGGCGCUCGUCAUUGACGAGGCAGACGUGUGCUUGCCGAUGGAGGCGACGAGCCAGCUGAUGCGCCGCCUCGAGGAGGCGUGCGGUGCGUUUGCGGUGCCGCGCCCGCAGCUGCUGCUCGCCGGAGCCUCGAUCUCUGCGUCGCACGUCGAGCAGGCGGCGCGGCGGGGGUGGGUUCAGGCGCCGCUCCUCGUCUC